Molecule: messenger RNA, 495 nt
Organism: Verticillium alfalfae VaMs.102
Lineage: Eukaryota; Fungi; Ascomycota; Sordariomycetes; Glomerellales; Plectosphaerellaceae
Product: serine/threonine-protein kinase BUD32
Exons: 2
Coding region: 1-495 (164 amino acids)
Biological process (GO): protein phosphorylation
Cellular component (GO): nucleus; EKC/KEOPS complex; cytosol
Molecular function (GO): protein serine/threonine kinase activity
Source: RefSeq, a predicted model, not a curated record
AUGCUCGAGUGGAUCGCCGGCCCCCCCGUCCGCGUCGCCGUCAACAACUGGCUCGACAGGCGGCAUCCCGCGCCCCGCGCUGCUGUGUCUUCUGAAGCCACCCUCGGCGCCGUCCCGGAGGACGAGGACCAGCAGCAGGAAGCCGUCAAGUUGCAGACCGAAGACGGCCGCCCGAGCGCCGAGCCCGAGAGGAGGCUACGCGAGGACCUAGACCUCAAGGCUCCUCAUGCGCAAGGCGUGGACUGUGCGUUGCAGGGCGACGUUGUUCUCAUCGACUUUGGUCUCGCCUAUCAAAAUUCCAUGGACGAGGACCGUGCCGUCGACCUGUACGUCUUGGAGCGGGCUUACGGCAGCACCCACCCCCGCGCUGAAUCUCUCUUCCCCGAGUUGCUGGAGGGCUACAAGGAGGCUUUGCCUGCGAAGCAGUCGACCUUGGUUCUGCGCAAGCUGGAAGACGUCCGCAUGAGGGGCCGCAAGAGGAGCAUGGUCGGCUGA